Messenger RNA from Cladophialophora yegresii CBS 114405, 225 nucleotides. RefSeq lists its product as uncharacterized. The coding region runs from base 1 to 225 and encodes 74 amino acids. The record is from RefSeq and is a predicted model, not a curated record. Lineage: Eukaryota; Fungi; Ascomycota; Eurotiomycetes; Chaetothyriales; Herpotrichiellaceae. The transcript has a single exon.
AUGGCUUGGUCCACAAAUCUCCCGGAUAUAUAUGUCCGUUUUGCCCCGAUCAAGAGCACCGGUAUCCUCGACCAGAUAAUCUCCAGCGCCACGUCCGGCAGCAUCAUGUGGACAAAGACCGAGACGAUCCUGUCCUCCGUGACGUCCUCGACCAGCGGAUUGAGGGAGGAGCACGUGGCGGCAGACGGCGAAUGCGGUUAUAACCAUCGCGGAAAACUCGGUUGA